AUGGCCUCGGUGCAGAUUUUGGACGGUGGCCUGGGAACAUCCUUGCAAGACAAAUAUGGAGUCAAGUUCGACUCCUCCACCCCACUCUGGGCAUCCCACUUGCUCGUCGCGGAUCCAGCAACCCUACAAUCCUGCCAGCAGGAUUUCGUUGGUGCAGGCACAGAUGUGCUUCUGACAGCAACCUACCAAGUAUCGGCUGAGGGAUUUGAACGAACAAAGACCCCUGAUUUCCCAAAUGGCGUCCCGAAAAGUGCAAUCGGCCCUUUUCUUCGUACCGCGCUAGAUGUUGCAGAGCAAGCAAAGGGCAGUGCAAACACCAAGAUUGCUCUCAGCCUGGGCCCAUAUGGCGCAUGCAUGAUCCCAGGGCAGGAGUACAGCGGCAAAUAUGACGUUGAGCAUGAUAAUGAAGAGGCCCUCUUCCGCUGGCAUCUCGAUCGACUGCGUCUCUUUGCGGAGGCCGAGGUGAAUCUAAUUCGGCGUGUGCAGUAUGUUGCCUUCGAAACACUGCCGCGGCUGGACGAGAUUCGUGCUGUUAGAAGAGCAAUUCGUGCUGCGGCGAUUGAAGUUCCGUUCUGGAUAUCGUGUGUCUUCCCUGAAAAGGAUGAUGUCUUACCAGAUGGGAGUUCAGUUGAACAGGUUGUCAGUGCUGCUGUGGAUCUAAGAGAAGGCGCUAGUGCUCCAUGGGGCAUUGGAAUCAACUGCACGAAAAUAGACAAGCUUCCGAGCUUGGUGAGCAAGUUCGGAGACAGUGUGGCAGCCAGAGUCUCCGCUGGCAGUCUGGCAACUGCCCCUUCCCUUGUCUUGUAUCCCGAUGGAACCAAUGGCGAGGUUUACAACACGACCACGCAAACAUGGGAGAGGCCAACCGGCACCAGAGACGACGCGAAAAGCAGGUGCCCUUGGGAAUCACAGCUUGCUGAAGUUGUCCAAGAUACGACAGCAAGUGGUCAUUUUCUCUCCUUCCUUGUUGGUGGCUGUUGCAAGGCUUCUCAUGCGGAUAUCAAAAAGCUUCAUGAUCGACUCAAAAAUCAGUGA
This is a messenger RNA of Penicillium riverlandense, 1035 nucleotides long. Its product is annotated as homocysteine S-methyltransferase family protein. NCBI's taxonomy places the organism in Eukaryota, Fungi, Ascomycota, Eurotiomycetes, Eurotiales, Aspergillaceae. Gene Ontology annotation, molecular function: S-adenosylmethionine-homocysteine S-methyltransferase activity. The transcript is spliced from 2 exons. The record is from RefSeq and is a predicted model, not a curated record. Bases 1 to 1035 code for a protein of 344 amino acids. Gene Ontology annotation, biological process: S-methylmethionine cycle.